CCAGUCGUUAGCACCGCGCCGAGGUAGACGGACGUGUGCGCACGGCGCAAAUGUUACCGAAACCACGCGGGAAAUAGUUGCGUCGAACGUGAAAACUUUGAAAAAAAUAAGUAAAAGAAAAUUUUCUCUUUAAUUUUUUGUACGAUUCUUCUUCGGACAAAAUCAAUAUAGGUGACAUUACCGAAAUGGGUGCGAGUGCAAGGAUUACCCUUUUGUUUCUAAUGAUUUCUGCCGCAACUGCUGUUCCCACAGGAGAAACGAGACAUUACGAUGAUACCAGAGAUCUCAACGCGGAAUCAUCCGAAAUCAUAUCAGAAGCAGUGCUGCCUCCCGCCGCACUCAAACAAGAAGAGCAAGACAAUGACAACGCCGCAGCAGCAGACCAGACGGACCACUCCAUAGAGCUGGUGGGCGAUUCACAAUCAUUCUUCCCCUCCUUCGCGAACCUCUUCGAAAGUCGGGAGAACCGACAGCAAAAUAACUACAGAUUCGGCUUCGGAAAUGAGGGUGCCUAUAGUCAGAGGCCCAACUCUUACAGAUCUCUGCUGAACUAUCCUUUAUUCGGCAACUACAGAAACUUCGAAGGAUUCGGGAAGCAGAGCACUCCUACUGCAGCGCCACUUGUUGACGCCAGUUCCAGUGUUCUAGGCUCCGGAAACUUUGGCAUAAUCAAAGGAGGCACCUUCUUAGGACAGAACGAUGAAGAUGAUUACAGCGACGGCUUCAAUUCCUUCUACAAUAACGGCCACGGCAGACCGUCCAUCGGCGUCGGUUAUAUAGCUAAUCCCAGACCUAAUUAUAAUCAAGAUCAAUUCGCCAAUUUCAGAGACUUCGCUGAUAUCAACGCUCCCUCUAACUCCGCUUACUCCCACUUUGUCGUAGUCUACGCUAACAAGAAUGCCACGAUGGAUGAGAUCAGCGAAGAAACGAGACGAGUCGUAUCAGAGCCCAAAAACAUCAUCGAAACAUUGGAGCGACUUGACAAGACUACGUCAACUUCACCACCUAAAACAUCGAAGACCAAAGUCAAGUUAGCGGCAACGAAGCAGAAGAUGCUUAACAAAAAGGAGCAGUGGAAAAAGAAAUACCCAAAGUCCCACAGUUUAAAACAUGAUCCGGAGGAGCCUUUACUGGCGUUAAGUUAAAGUUAGUAUUAAUACAAAAAGACUUGCGUUGCGUAAGUGAUAUACCAGUUGGAAAGUGUGUGACAUACGUCGCGCCUGCCGCCGAUGUCGGGGCGUGACUAAAAAGUUCUGUGUCUAAACUUAAUUUUAUGUAAGUGUCGUAUGUGUACGAUUGUGUAAGUGCUCUCCGAUGCUUGGGUGACGAAUGUAUGACAAUAUUGUAAGACAUGAGAUGUGAUGAAUUUAAAUUAAAGUAUUAAGA
Molecule: messenger RNA, 1386 nt
Organism: Chilo suppressalis (striped riceborer)
Lineage: Eukaryota; Metazoa; Arthropoda; Insecta; Lepidoptera; Crambidae
Source: the annotation of a GenBank genome assembly